AUGGUACUGAUUAUUGUGAUUCCUCCCAUGGACCGGAGAGUACAUACUGUGAAGUGCUCAAAGCCUGAUCCUCUCCCUAUUCCACAUGAGCAGUACCAGCCCGGGGACCUCCUCUUGGGUGGGAUCUCUUCUCUGAUCACAUACUGCCUCCACUCCUUGUCUUUUGAAGAGCAUCCUUCAAAGAAACUGUUUGAGGUUCCAGAAAUUGUGACAAAAUUCUACCAACACAUCCUUGCUUUGGUCUUUGCCAUCAAUGAGAUCAAUGAGAAUCCCGAGAUCCUGCCUAAUGUCACUCUUGGGUCCCACAUCUAUGACAGCUAUUAUGAUGUGAAGAUGACCUAUCGUAUCACUCUGGACCUGCUGUUCAAAUCACAGAGGUUUGUCCCCAACUACAAAUGUGGCACAAGGAAAAACCUCAUAGCUGUCAUUGGGGGACUUGGGUCUGAGACUUCCUUCCGUAUUGCAGACAUCAUAAGUCUUUACAAGAUUCCACAGCUCACUUAUGGAUCAUUUGCCCCUGAAGAGAUGGAUGCAAGAAAACUUCCUUCCUUUUACCGCAUGGUUCCAAAUGAAGACCAUCAGUGUAUGGGGAUUGUCCAGUUGCUUCUCCACUUCAGAUGGACGUGGGUUGGGCUUCUUGCUGUGGAUGAUGAAAGCGGUGAACAUUUUGUGGAGGUCAUGGAGACCUUGCUAUCCCAGAACGAAAUCUGCUUGGCUUUCAUAGAAAGAGUUGACAAGCAAUUCUUUUGGAACACUUUGGAUGAUGUUAACGUUUUUGCCUCCAGUGCUUAUAAAGCAUUUGCAGAUUGCAACAGCAAGAUUCUUAUCUUCUAUGGAGAAUCCAUGGCCCUCAUAACAUUCAUCACAUAUUUGUUUUUAGGAGAUACUGGACAUAGGGAAAAUGCAGCCUUUAGAAGGGUGUGGAUCAUGACUGCACAGAUUGAUUUUGUAUUAUCAGGCCAUCAAAAGCCCUGGGAUUUGCAAUUCUUCCAAGGUGCCAUUUCUUUCACAAUUGACACGAACGAGGUUCAAGGCUUCUCUAAUUUUCUUCAGCAGAUGAAACCUGAUUGGAAAAAAGGAGAUGGUUUUCUUUGGGACUUUUGGGACCAAGCAUUUGACUGUACAGUUCCAAAUCCACUGGAUCCAUUGAAGGAUGAUGAAGCAUGCACUGGGGAGGAAAAGCUAGAGAGCCUUCCGGAGCCUUUCUUUGAAAUGCACAUGAGUGGCCACAGCUAUAGCAUUUACAAUGCCGUUUAUGCCAUAGCUCAUGCUCUGCAUGCUUUUCACUCACCUAGGUUCAGUCACAGAGCAAUGGCAGGUGGUAAAAGUUUUGAAUGUCAAGAUGUCCAGCCUUGGCAGGCGCUCCCCUUGUCUGUGUGCAAUGAUUUCUGCCCUCAGGGAUAUCGGAAGAAAAAGAAGGAAGGGGAGAAAUUUUGCUGCUAUGAAUGUGCUCCCUGCCCAGAGGGGAAGAUUUCAAACCGGAAAGACAUGGAUGAUUGCAUCAAAUGCCCAGAAGAUCACUAUCCAACCAAGAACCAAGAUGGAUGUGUCUCCAAAGUUUUAGUUUUCCUGUCAUUAGAAGAACCUUUAGGGAUAAGUUUGGCCUCAGUGGCUCUUUUAUUUUCCCUGGCCACAGUUUUGAUGCUACAAAUUUUCAUUAAACACAGACAUACCCCCUUAGUCAAAGCCAACAAUCGGGAUAUCACCUAUGCUCUCCUCUUCUCCAUUCUGCUCUGUUUCCUCAGUUCAUUGCUGUUCCUUGGACAACCUAGGAAGGAGACCUGCUUUCUCCGCCAAUCUACUUUUGGAAUCGUCUUCUCUGUGGCUGUUUCUUGUGUUUUGGCCAAAACAAUCACUGUGGUUGUAGCUUUCAUGGCCACCAAACCAGGGUCCAGUAUGAGGAAGUGGGUGGGGAAAAGACUGGCCAACUCAAUUGUCAGUUCCUGCUCCCUCAUUCAAGCAGCUAUCUGUACAGUUUGGCUAGGAAUCUGUCCUCCCUUCCCAGAUGUUGACAAGCAUUCACUAACUACAGAAAUUGUGGCAGAAUGUAAUGAAGGGUCUGCCACCAUGUUUUAUAUUGCCUUAGGCUACUUGGGAUUUCUGUCCCUCAUCAGCCUGAUUGUGGCUUUCCUUGCCAGGAAGUUGCCAGACAGUUUCAACGAGGCCAAGUUCAUCACCUUCAGCAUGCUGAUCUUUUGCAGUGUUUGGUUGUCUUUUGUUCCAACCUACCUGAGCACCAAAGGCAAAUACAUGGUCGCCGUGGAGAUCUUUUCCAUCUUGGCCUCCAGUGUUGGGUUGCUGGUUUGUAUCUUUUUCCCAAAAUGCUACAUUAUUGUCCUGAGGCCUGGACUGAACACAAAAGAAGAGAUAAUCAGGAGAAAGAAUUAA
Molecule: messenger RNA, 2388 nt
Organism: Euleptes europaea (tarantolino)
Lineage: Eukaryota; Metazoa; Chordata; Lepidosauria; Squamata; Sphaerodactylidae
Product: vomeronasal type-2 receptor 26-like
Exons: 5
Coding region: 1-2388 (795 amino acids)
Biological process (GO): G protein-coupled receptor signaling pathway
Cellular component (GO): membrane
Molecular function (GO): G protein-coupled receptor activity
Source: RefSeq, a predicted model, not a curated record